UCCAAGUAAGCAGAUCCGAUUCCAGGACCCGAUUGGGCACUCCAACCCAAACCCGCCAGGGGUUGGGCAUGCCUCCGCCUCACGCCGCCGCUCCAUCCGCCUCUAUGCCGCCGCUCUCCUCCCCUCUCUACAAACAGAAGUCAUGGUCGCCGGACGUACACCGAGACGAGGAAUGGAUGCGACGGAAGGGGAAACACCUCCACCGUCGUCGUCGGAAGAGCAAAAGCGUCACCGAUGAAGAUAUCGACGAACUCAAAGCUUGCAUCGAGCUUGGAUUCGGAUUCGAUAACUCUUCUCCCAAUUUGGAUGAUCGCCUUUCAACUACUUUACCAGCUUUAGGCUUCUAUUACGCCGUCAACAAGCAGUAUCACGACACGAUCUCCAAGUCUUCAUCCAUGUCAUCGUCGUCUUCUUCCUCAUCGAUUUCAUACUCAUCUCCUCCCUCGGAGGCUGAUUUAUCUUCACCAUCGAACACCUCUCAUACCAUAAUCAACCGAGGGGAUAAUCCACAAACGGUGAAGACAAGAUUGAGACAAUGGGCGCAAGUUGUUGCUUGUUCGGUGCGACUUUCAUCAUCAUCAUCAUCACCAUGAAUAAAAAAAUAGCCAACCAUGGUUAGAUCUAAACCCAAUACUAUAGUUUAAAGAAAAUUCAGACCAACCAAUCAAUAUCUAUGUUUAAUUUCCAAGAUAUUUUCUUGAUAUGAUAAUGAUGUGAGCCCAUCAUGUUUCUUGCCUUAAUUUCUAUGUAUAAUUGUUUUUUGUUAUUAUGUAUCAUGGUUUGUGUGUAUUUGGUUAAAUUUGUCUUGUUUUGCUUUUUGUUGUUGGAUUGACUAGUUUUGGUUAAAUUUUAAUGUAUAUCUUUUUGUUAUUAUGUAAGGGUUGUUAAUUGGUUUCUUUAUUGUGAAAAGGGAAAGUUUUAGA
Messenger RNA from Lactuca sativa (garden lettuce), 923 nucleotides. RefSeq lists its product as uncharacterized. Lineage: Eukaryota; Viridiplantae; Streptophyta; Magnoliopsida; Asterales; Asteraceae. The record is from RefSeq and is a predicted model, not a curated record.